AGGCGAGUAGGCUCGUUCGUUUUCGGUGCGUUUCUUUCAUUAUCACCGCUCGGGGCGGGCAGAGACACACACACACAAACAAACAGGUUUCUCCGGAGUUUAUUUCCAACCACAGCCCAAACCCUGGGUGGAGUCUCCUCUGCGAGUCUCAAUCAGGAAUGCAACUCCAACUUGACACCGGAGAUAGAUAGAUAGAUAGAUAGAAAGAAAGAAAGAAAGGCGGCGGAAAAACUACUUAUAAAUGAUAUAAGAGAGACCAGGUACGCUCACAUUCCCAAAAGGUUUUGUUCCUCUCCCUCCCUCCCCCCCCUCCUCCUCCUCUCUCUCACACCAUGGCCCGCCCCUCCCAGUGCUCCUCGCAAGGGGACAACCCCUUGGACCCAAACUACCUCGAGCCUCACUAUCGCGAGGAGUACCGCCUGGCCAUAGAUGCGCUGACAGAGGACGACCUGGAGGGCUACUACCACUUCCUGCAGAAUCGGGGCGUGCCGGACUUCCUGGCCGAGCCGGAGAUCAAACACAUCCAACAGACUCUGCAGGUGCCCCGCAUGAGUGUGCAACCAGACUGCCUGUACUUGGAGGGAGGCUUCGAGGACCCGGACAACUCCUCGGGAACCUACUGGCCCAUGCACUCAGACCUGGACGCCCCCGGGCUGGAUAUGGGUUGGCCCAACUUUUGCAGCUUCAUCGGCCCCACUGAGGUCACCACCCUGGUCAACCCCUCCAGCCCCAACAUGCCCAGCAUCAAGGAGGAGGCGCGCCGGCUCAUCAAGUCUGCACAGCAGGUGAUCGCCCUGGUGAUGGAUGUGUUCACCGAUGUCGACCUGUUUGCUGAUAUCCUGGAUGCUGCGUCGCGCCGUGUGCCAGUUUACAUCCUGCUGGACGAGCUCAACGCACACCACUUCGUAGCCAUGGUCACCCACUGCAAAGUCAAUCUGGAGCAAGUCAAUUUCAUGCGGGUGCGGACGGUGGCUGGCAUCACUUAUUUCUGCCGCACUGGGAAGUCAUUCAAGGGCCAGGUGAUGGAGCGUUUCCUGCUGGUGGACUGCAGAGCUGUGCUGAGCGGAAACUACAGCUUCAUGUGGUCAUUUGAGAAGAUCCACCGCUGCAUCGCCCACAUGUUCCUGGGGGAGCUAGUGGCCACGUUCGACGAGGAGUUCCGCAUCCUGUUUGCCCAGUCCCAACCGCUGGUUCUGGAGAACGCACUGGUGCCGAUGCCUGGGGAGAGCCUCUAUGACUCUAACCAGUACAGAAGCCAUAUGAGGGCUCCACCUGUCAUGAAGCCCAUGCAUUACCUCCAGACGGAGGGAUCCCAGCACUCCUCUUACUCCUUUGACAACAGGAUGGACCGGGACUUGCCACUGCACUUCAGACGGGAAGACCCAUUCCACAACACCAUGGAAGGGUCCUCCAUGCAGAUGUUCAACAGUAGGUUUGCGCAGCAGUUCAAUAUGGAGCGCUCCUUUCUGGAUUCCGGCAAAUCAAUAAUGGCGACCAAGAAUAUGGAGCUGGAGGCGUACAAGAGGCACAGCUUUGCUGAGGGGACACGUGAGAGCUACUCCUCCUCCAAGCAGUUCAUGAGGCAGAGGGUAAUGAACAACAUGGAAGAAAUGGAGGCCAAGAGCAGCCACUUCCACAGACAACAAGUCUAUCAGAUCGACAGGCCUUUCGAUCACAACAUGCAAGAGGGGCCGGGCUCGGGACAGGGUAUUUUUGAGAAAAUCAGGAGCAACCGCAUGGGAUACCAGCAAAUGGAGGAAUUUCCUGAUUACUCCAGGUUCCCCCAGGAGACGCCCAGGAUGGGACCGCAGGACAUGGGUGGCUACCAAGCCCGGCUGGAUUACGUUCCUUCCAAUGCUUCCAAAGAGGUGAAGCAUGGCUCUGAGAAUCUACUUGUUUCAGGGGAAGGGUGGCAAGGGCAAGCCGCUCAGAGGAGCCAAAACAUCGGUCACCCCUACGUCUGCCAGAUGUCACCGACGCAAAAGCAACCCUCUGAUCAGAACCAGCUGUUCCACGAGUCCAGCUUGAACAGGCAGCUGCAAGAUUCCAGUGGGAAUCAGGGGCUGAGAAAUUGGAGGAUAUCCUCUUACCUCAGUGCUUACGAAGACUCCAGAGAUGAGGGCGCACAGCAGCCUAUAACAGAGCCGGAAGCCUUCACUGACAGCCCCCAACCUUCAGAAGAGCUGUUUACUGGUCCAGAGCCGUCUGUCCCUAGAUUCCUCACAAGAGAGGCUCCAAAGGUGCCCACUUUUAAGCCUAGCGAGCCCCCACGUUUCAGGAGGACGGUUGUUCAAGAGACUGUGAAAGAUUCUCCAGCUUCGGGGUCAACAUCAGAAACUGGCGAGGAGACGGAGAGUAAGAAGCUAGGGGAGAUGACCCUUUCAAAGCAUGAAUCCAUAAGGUAUAGAUUGAACCCUCUGCUUCAGAGGAGCUCCAGGUUAAGAUCUUCACUGAUCUUCAGUUCAUCCAAGCAGGAGCAGCACAGUUCAUCAUUGCUUACCCAGAAAGAGCAGUCAAAAGGCGAGUCAAAGGAGGAGAAAGACCCGCUUAAGCCCUCUUUGACUAUUGCUGAGAUUCUUGAGAAGAGACGAUCCAUUGCACGGGAGACUUUUGAAUUCCAAUUGACUGACCAGAAUAAGGCUAGUACUAAGGCUUCUCUAGUCGAACCACAAAAGGUUCCUCUGCCAGAGAAACCACAAAAAGUUUCUCCACCAGAAGACCUGAGCGAAGACCCUAGUGAAGCACCAGCAGCGACCAUGGACAUAGUCAACAUGAAUGACCCCAGUGUCAGACUUUCCUUUUUCAAAGAGUUAGCCGCCAAACGUAAAGCAGCUAAGACAACUGUUGACACAAACAGCAAAGUGCCUGAGCCUGCCAACAAAAAGCCUGCAGUUGUAAGCAAUGUAUCUAAACCAGCUAUAACACCAGAGCCACAGUCUUCCACACACAAGGAGGUCAAACAGCAUUCCACACAAAACGAGGUCAAACCUGCUGUUGAAGAAUUUAAUACAGAACCCCCAGCCCCACCUGCAAAGCCAACCAAGCCUUUUCCUCUCAAAGUGUCCUCGCAGACUAUAGUCGUUACUGAUGCUACAGACUCCCAGAAGAGGGAGCUGAAAAAGUCCCGCAGCCAGAGCAUUUCAUCCUUGGCUCGGGGGGAGUCUGUGGAGAAACUGAACAAGGUCCACGGCUCCAACACCUCACUGAAUCUCCUGGACGAGAAGGGCAAGCAGGAUCCAAAGGCCUUAGAAUUCCUAAAGAAGGGAUCCCAAAAGCUCAAAGAAUUCCUCGGACAGAAAGUAGAUAAGAAGGUCAGUGAGGAUCAUUCUUCCCCCCCGCCCAUGGCCACAGUUGCAGAAGUGUCCGAGGAGCAGAGUUCAACCAAGAUGACUAAGGUGGAGAGUCCAGAAACUAUGGAGAACAAAGAGGAAAAUACCCAAAAGUCCUCUCUGUCAUCCCCACCCAAGAACAGCCAGAACAGGCUCACAUCCUCCACCUCCAACGUGCUUUACAGCAGCAACCUCCGAGACGACACCAAGGUCAUCCUGGAGCAGAUCUCCGCCAACAGCCAGAAGAACAGGAUAGAAAUAGCCAAGCAGGCUUCCAACAACAAUACAGAAGAGUCCAGUGAUGGUUCUAACUCUGAGAACAAUCCUCGAUCUGUCCGCGGGGCUGAAAGCUACCUGACCAAGAGCCGGUUUCAGAAGCCUCAGACCAACCCGGAGGAGCGGGACAAGCUUAUCAAGAAGAUGGACAGCAUGCGCAAGGAGAAGAGGGUCUACAGCCGGUUCGAGGUCUUCUACAAGAACAAGGAGGAAGCACCCAAAUCUGGGACUGACUGUGGCUCUGAGGAGGAUGGGAAAACAGACGGCAACAAGGAGUCAAAGAUUGGCAAACUCAAGCUGGGACUUUUCAAAAGCAAAAAAUAAUGCUGCUGUUCUGUGUACACAAUACUGACAAACUCCACUUCAUGCUACUGAAAUGUUGACCAUAAUAAUAAUAAUAAUAAUAAUAGCAAUAAUGAUUUACAAAGAAACUUGCAGAAUUAUCUGUGUAUUUUUUUAAAUGCAUAUAUUCUUCCCAAUUGUACGUUCUCAAAGCAAUACUUUGCCACAGCUUUGAGAUUACAAUGAACUCUGUAGCAGUUUAUCUGCUAUUUUUUUUUUUUAAAUCUAAUAUCCUGGAUUGAUAGCAAACCAGUGGCAGGUGACCUACAGACAAGUACCCUAUUAACUUUUUUAAUAUACUUGAUUUAUAUUUUAGCAAUAGAAUGUGUAAAUUGUGAGUUUGAGGGUACACAGUUUGCAGCAUGGGUAUGGGUUUGUCUAGUAUAUGCACCGAUCUAUCUUCCCUUCUUGUAGUGUUCUCUGCAAUGCCUUUUCUACAUUACAUCUGUACUACAAUGCUGUCUGCUUGUACAUCACCCCCCUGGCCGAUUUCCAUAUCAAUACAUUAAAAGCUGAAGCUGAUUUUGUAUUUGGGGGAGAGGGAUCAUGGUCACUUACCUAACUGAUCUCCCCUCUUAUUUAAAACUUGGGUAAAUUCACCUGCUUGUUGCUGACUCGGUCCUAGUUGCUACCUUAUACUGACCUGCUCUUCUUAUUACCAUGUACAGCAGGUACUUUGAAAUGGAUAAACAUAUGUAUAUGACUUUAUAAUACAGGCAGAAGGUUAUCCACACUACCAGCAAACUGAUGGAUACCUUCCUCUGCACCUCUGGAGUCUGAAUGUGCUGCUCACAGCUGAAGGAAGCUGCAGAACCAAAUAACCAACUCCUUUUUAUUUUUGACUAUUUUACCCGAAUGACAACACUUUGUACAUGAUAGCGGGAGAGUUGUCCUUCAAUACCUGAAAAUCCAACUGACCUAAUACCCGUGGGCAGGUAUGAUUCAUGACGGUUUCAGCCUAGAUGGUAAAGUACUCCUGUAGUAAUGUAGUGAGGUUAAGGAUAAUGGAUUUCUCAUUUAAUUUGGGAAUUUCGUCAAUAUGUCUUCAGCAAUUUGUACAGUACAAUACAGAACAGCGGAAGUGAUUACACUGAAUACUAAUUUCUUGUACUAAACUAGGGCUUGAAUCAUAUACCUCUGCAGGGUCCGAAAAACAGAUGAGCAAGGAACAAGGGACCAGAAUUCAAACGCUUUUACUCCAAUGUUCCAGAGGUUGCACCACCUAGCAGGCAAUGUCCUGUCAUUAAUUUGCUAAUCAUAAUGAUGGGUGAUAUUUACAAAUAAAUCUCACAGGGAUGGGCAGGACCUUCCUAAUUUGAUAUAAUAAUUUCACUUGAGACAGCCCAAAAUUUAGUGCAAUUCAGAUUCUGUGAAAUCAACCAUAGUUUUUCACUCAUCGUUUUUUAGUUCUGCCUUUUUAGGAGUAAUGAGAAGUGCAAAUCCUUUCACUGGAGCAAAAGCUUAGUAAACCUGGUGCAACAAUACAUGGUCUAACAUGUUUUAUAUAAUUUAUUAUUAUUAUUUAAAUUUUAUUGAUUUUAUGGCUCGGAACCUUUGCCAAAUAGGAUAGGAUUAUUGCAUCCAUGUAUCAUUUUCAUAGAAGCACUGGUGUUCAACAAGGCAUUGAAAGUAAGUUAUAGCAAGAAGAGCACAUCAGUCUAUUAUAAGUGCCAUUAAAAAAAAAAAAAAAAAAAAAA
Polyodon spathula (Mississippi paddlefish) is the source of this 5644-nucleotide messenger RNA. RefSeq names its product family with sequence similarity 83 member Hb (gene sack1hb). Gene Ontology annotation, cellular component: keratin filament. The coding region runs from base 333 to 3929 and encodes 1198 amino acids. The transcript is spliced from 5 exons. The record is from RefSeq and is a predicted model, not a curated record. Gene Ontology annotation, molecular function: keratin filament binding. Lineage: Eukaryota; Metazoa; Chordata; Actinopteri; Acipenseriformes; Polyodontidae. Gene Ontology annotation, biological process: intermediate filament cytoskeleton organization; protein localization to cytoskeleton; positive regulation of cell migration.